GAUGCAUUGUGGAGUCCGUGGCUUGUGGCUCUUGUCUUAUCUGGUCAAGUGAAUAACUGCAACUAUACCUAGAUCCUCACAGACGGAUAAUAACAGAUCAUAAACUGGCCAUAAACAAAUUGCUGUGGCGCGCAGAGUUUCAAAAUAAGUUGAGUGAGGAGAGCGUCGGGGAGCUAAAAACAAUGCCGGGAGAGGCCCGCCUAUUGAAUGAGCGUUAAAUUAAAAGAUCGUUACCCAAACGACGCCGACUCAGUCAGCCACUGACAACGAACCCGACGCCACGAGCGAACGCGACGGGUAAAAAACCAAACGAAUCGAAACGAAAACCUAAAAAGCUAAUUACCAGCGACCAUAAAGGCCAUUUGGAAUAUUAACUAAUUAAAGCCAGCGAAAUGCGCGACGCGACCGAAGAUCAGCCCGUAGCCGUCUCCAUGCCGGCCUCCGAGUCCGCCUCCGCUGGAGGAGCGCCGUCCGACCGCCGACUGCCGCGGCGUCUGCUCAUGGAGCUCUUGGUGGUGGUGAUACUCGUCAUCCCCAUCUGCGUGUACGAGUUCGCGGUGGAUCCGGUGCGGCGAGGCUUCUUCUGCGACGACGAGAGCAUCAGCUACCCGUUCCACGACAACACCGUCACGCCCGUCAUGCUCGGCCUGAUCGUGGGCCUCCUGCCGGCCGUGGUCUUCGUGGUGGUGGAGUACAUGAGCCACCUGAGGGCAGGGGACAUCUCGGCCACCGUGGAGCUGCUGGGCUGGCGGGUGUCCACCUGGUACGUGGAGUUGGCCCGCCAGUCAACCUACUUCUGCUUCGGCCUGCUGCUCACCUUCGACGCCACCGAGGUGGGCAAGUACACCAUAGGCCGCCUGAGGCCGCACUUCCUGGCCGUUUGCCAGCCGCAGCUGUCGGAUGGCAGCCUGUGCUCCGACCCGGUCAAUCUGCACCGCUACGUGGAGAACUACGAGUGCGCCGGCGAGGGCUUCACCGUGGAGGAUGUGCGCCAGGGCAGGCUCAGCUUCCCCAGCGGGCACUCCAGCCUGGCCUUCUACGCCAUGGUCUACGUGGCGCUCUACCUGCAGCGGAAGAUCACCUGGCGGGGAUCGAAGCUGAGCCGCCACUUCGUGCAGUUCGCGCUGGUGAUGGUGGCCUGGUACACGGCCCUCAGCCGCGUGAUGGACCACUGGCACCACUGGUCCGACGUCCUCUCCGGAUCGCUCCUGGGCGUGGCCGGCGCCCUGAUUACCGCCCGCUUCAUAGCCAGGAUGUUCGACGAGGGGGUGGACAGCAUCCUGACCAGGGGUCUGCGGAGGGAGAACACGGCGGCCACGCUGCAGGAGGAGGUGUGCCCCACUACGCCGCCGCCCUACUCCGCGAACAGCAGCUUCAACGAGGAUCAGUACUGCUCGAAGGUUUAAGAUCGAACCCUCGCAGUCAUGUAAAUUCGAAACAUUCCAAAGGUAGCAAUAAAGAAUAGAUGUACCAGCAGCCCGUGUUGAAUCUGUAGUAUCCAAACCUCGUUAUAGAGCAUUACAGUUAGGAAUCACCCAUUUGUAUAGUUCGUAUGAGUCUGUAUCCGCAAUCCCAUCUUACGUAUAAGUCACCGUAUUAUUUGUGUAUUUAAUUGGUACCAGUAAAAUAAAUAAUUAUAACGAAUAUAACGCAUA
Molecule: messenger RNA, 1655 nt
Organism: Drosophila suzukii
Lineage: Eukaryota; Metazoa; Arthropoda; Insecta; Diptera; Drosophilidae
Product: putative phosphatidate phosphatase
Biological process (GO): phospholipid metabolic process; signal transduction; phospholipid dephosphorylation
Cellular component (GO): plasma membrane
Molecular function (GO): phosphatidate phosphatase activity
Source: RefSeq, a predicted model, not a curated record